Molecule: messenger RNA, 549 nt
Organism: Penicillium samsonianum
Lineage: Eukaryota; Fungi; Ascomycota; Eurotiomycetes; Eurotiales; Aspergillaceae
Exons: 2
Coding region: 1-549 (182 amino acids)
Source: RefSeq, a predicted model, not a curated record
AUGCCGGCUAAGUCUAUUGUGUUCCUAUCUGCAUCUCCUGCUACAGCGGACGAUCCAGACGCGAUAGAACGAGUAAAACUCAAAAGAGAGCGCAGUCCUCAGCUACACAACCUCAUUGGCUUUUUUCAACGCCAGGAAAAGCAAAUUUUCUCCGCGCAGGACCUCGCCCGUCGCGGGGUGACAGCAAUUGCCCUCCCAGAUGUAGAUUCACUCUUCUCAGAUGAGGGUCAUUUUCGGCUUCAUGCUACCUUCCAUCCUAAGAUAAAGGUGGAUGCUUGGGAUAUUCGAGAUCCAAAUUCAGAGGAAGAAGCAUUUCAUUCAUACAGGGAAAUCCAGCAAAUGCUUUUUGCCAAAAACCGUCCGUUCGGUCUCACCUUCAUUAGUGAACGCGGCCCGUGGGCUUCACUUCGCACCCCAAGCCCGUUCUUUGGUGUGCUAAAUGGGUUGUGUUAUCCAAUUGAGGGUGAGCAUCUCUGGAAAGUCCAGACUCUGAAGGAGUGGAAGGGUCCCGAAUCCGAAGAGCCGAUCUACAUUCCUCCCCCCAUGUGA